This is a messenger RNA of Gaeumannomyces tritici R3-111a-1, 1569 nucleotides long. RefSeq names its product ribulose-phosphate 3-epimerase. Gene Ontology annotation, biological process: pentose-phosphate shunt, non-oxidative branch; carbohydrate metabolic process; pentose-phosphate shunt. Gene Ontology annotation, cellular component: cytosol. Bases 301 to 1056 code for a protein of 251 amino acids. The transcript is spliced from 2 exons. Gene Ontology annotation, molecular function: D-ribulose-phosphate 3-epimerase activity; metal ion binding. NCBI's taxonomy places the organism in Eukaryota, Fungi, Ascomycota, Sordariomycetes, Magnaporthales, Magnaporthaceae. The record is from RefSeq and is a predicted model, not a curated record.
CCAUCGACAACGUACGUAGACACGGCAAGACAGCCGUUUGGUAGCACCCAACGCUCAAACUUUGACAUCGAAUCCAUCGCCGGUUUUGCCCUUGGCCGUUGCUUAGGUCGACAGUAGCCCAGAUUACAUUGACGCCACUGGAUUCUUACCAUCUGCAAGCGGCGGCAUCCUUUGGCCUCCACCCCCUUCCUCAGGAUCCCGUUCCGCCGUCCGUGCUGCCAUCUCGAUCCUCGCCAAACCCCCACUUCGCCCCGAGCCAAAACAGCAGCCGCAACAGCAACAGCAACAGCAGCAGCAAUCAUGGCACCCAAGGCCAUCAUCGCACCCUCCAUCCUGUCGGCUGACUUUGGCAACCUGGGCGAGGAAUGCUCCAGGACCAUCAGCCAGGGGGCCGAUUGGCUCCAUGUAGACAUCAUGGACGGCCACUUUGUGCCCAACAUAACAUUCGGACCCCCAGUGGUAGCCAAGAUCCGGCGGCACGUUGAUCAGCCCUCAGCCCCCCAGGGCCGGGGCACCUUCGACUGCCACAUGAUGAUCGCGGAGCCCAAGAAAUGGGUCAAGGAGUUCAAGGCGGCCGGUUGCGACCUGUACUGCUUCCACUACGAGGCCGCCUUCAGCUCCGCCGCCGAGGCGCCCACCGAGGAGUCGGAGCUAAAGACGAGCCCGCGCGAGCUGAUUCGCUACAUCCACGACCAGGGGCUGCUGGCCGGCAUCGCGCUGAAGCCGGCCACACCCGUUGACGUGCUGUAUGAGAUACUCGACUGUUCCCUGGACAAGGAGCGGCCCGACAUGGUCCUCAUCAUGACGGUCGAGCCGGGCUUCGGUGGCCAGAAGUUCAUGGCCAGCGAGCUGCCCAAGGUCCAAGCCCUGCGCGAGCGCUACCCGGAGCUCAACAUUGAGGUCGACGGUGGCCUGGGGCCCGGAACCAUCGACCAGGCCGCCGACGCGGGCGCCAACGUCAUUGUGGCCGGCAGCGCCGUCUUCGGCGCCAAGGACCCAAGCGAUGUCAUCAAGGUCCUGCGGGACGCGGUUGAGAAGCGGUCCGAAAAGUUGUAAUUCGCGGUUCUGUGCAUCGUGUCUUGGGCAUAGAUAGCCCUCAAAAAGAAACUACCUGCACGAUGCAAGAGUCCGGUCGGAGCAUGUGGUAAAGGGCACGAGAAAAAACAAGGGGUGUGCACCUUGGUCUAGAUGCUAAAUAGACCGGGCGCAGAAUUAGCACAUGUGGCGUGGCAUUCACGAUCUAAAAAUCGCCGUUGCCAAAACUCCUCCCGUUUCUCCCGUUUCCUUUCUUUUUUUUUUUACCUGCUUCCCCUUCGACGGACUCUUCUUCCUGGAACCUUGUGUUGCACUUAACCUCUGCUCAACGCGUCUUCCAAAGGCUAGUGAGUUCAAGGGUGGAGCAAGGGUAACGUAAGGGGCACAACGCCACUGUCUGAUCGCGCCCUCCCCAGAUGAGGGUGUUCAUCGACAUCAUGUGUACCUAGGUACCUAGAUACCCAGGUAGGGAGGGAAACGGCAGGUGCAUGACUACCUGCAUAUCCCCUUCCUCCAAUAUAAUCAUGACCGUGG